Molecule: messenger RNA, 1940 nt
Organism: Spirodela intermedia
Lineage: Eukaryota; Viridiplantae; Streptophyta; Magnoliopsida; Alismatales; Araceae
Source: the annotation of a GenBank genome assembly
AUGGCAGCAGCGGCACCAGCAGCCCCAGUGGUGCUCUCGUAUUGCCGUGGAGAAAGACGGCCUCUCCGCCCGCUUCAUCUUCCAAGUGCCGCUCUCGUUUCCUCCUCGCCAGCGAUUCCUUCACUCUGCCUCAGAUGCUCGCCCUCGGUGGGACAGUCGCGCGGUCUCUCAGCGAGAGCGCGGGGUUUGGGCAGGCGCUCUACUGUCGCCGUUGCGAAGUCGCCUGAUGCUGAAGGGGCGCCACAGCCUUCGGAGAGGUGGCUUUUGGAACCUAUAGGUCAGUCUGGUUCCCAUGCGCCUCUGUUUUGUUUGCUUUUUAUCUGAGGGCGCUGGAUCAUAUCCGUCCAUUGUGAGACUUCACGCUGUGGUGCUCAGGUUCGUUCGAUUCGGCGGAGUGAGAUUUCUCUUUAAUGUUUACUUGCGAAUGUGAUUGGAUCAUGGACCACCGUGGAAUCUUUCGUAGAUACCGGUUGCCGUACUUUUUUCUAUGCAAGUUAGAGCUGUAGAAUAUAUGAUUUGGGAGAAUUUGUUGAGUCAGCCUUAGACUCAAUAAGGUGCUCCCAAUUUUCACGCAGUUAAGCGGGGAGAAUAUUUGAGUAUCAAUUAUUGUCGAAAUAGCCAGCAUCUUUGUGGAAAAUGUACCAACGGCGGAAGGAUGGACAACUAUCUUAACAAAUUUAUUUUAUGAAUGCUCAAAUGAGUGUUUUCUUUGAUACACGGCUUCAGUCUCAGAACAAACUAAAAUGAACUAAUAUUAUGUCUUGUACGUUGUUAACAUGUAGGGUAGCAUAUCAAAUUGGCAUGAAGUCGUGUACCCUUGUUACUUUGUGAUCUUCAAACAUUAACGAUGAUGCCGUGCCAUGUUGACCUAUACUAGAUGCUGAGUUUCAUAAUCUUGCUGUUCGUGCAAACUAAAUGUAGGUAUUCAAGGUAAAUAAUCAUGCCUUGCUACGUUUCUUUGUGCUCAUAAGUUUUCUGUUUACUCCAACUAAUCGUACCUAUUCAAUGGAAACAGUUAUACUUCCUGUGUUCAUAAUUUUUGAAAGUUGAUUUCUGUUCAAUGGUUCAUAAUUUAAUGGCUUUAAUUUUUGUGAGUGUAUCAUUCUCUCUCUGGCUGUCAGUGGCCAGAGCACAUCUCUUUAUCCUCAUUAUCACUAUCAUUCAUCGAUAGAGCUACUCACAUGGUGAUGUGGUGCAGGUGAUGGGGAUACAAAACAUCUUGGUUUUCUAGUGCCAAUGCCUAACGCGUUUGAGAUGGUUUCAGUAAGGCCCCUUCCGUUACUCAUCAAUGAUUCCCUUCAGCAGAAGAGACUCGAUUACCUAAUUAGUGUGCCAUCUUUAGAAUGCGGUGACGGUAGGCCGUCUUCCAGAGAAAGCAGAUAUGGUAAUCCCCGUAGCAACAGGUACUACUAAAUCCUGUGCUUUGACAUGUGAGAGAAGAUACUGCAACUAAACAAAUAGGCACGCUAACUAGUUCUCAUUCCAGCUGUCGAAUCUUGAUGAAAUGCUUGUUCUUUUACCUAUGUUCGACCUUUCUUACUCCGAGCAGUAUCUGGCAUCCACGCUCGACUGGAGAAGAAGGAUGGGCUUCUUCUUGUCACCGACCUAGACAGCACAAAUGGAACAUACAUCAAUGAAAAAAGGCUCAGACCCGGCGCAAUCUCACCAGUUCCACCUGGGAGUCGUAUCACAUUUGGUAUGUUUCUGUGUUUCAUGAAAUCGAAUAAUAGCUAAAUUGAAACUCAUUUAGGGUUCCAUUGAUCUCUGUUAAUGAAUAUUUCUCUUUUGGGCAUGAAUUUUUUUUUUUUCCCCUCUCAGGUGAUACACAUUUGGCAAUGUUCCGUGUCUCUAAGCUUCAGGAGAAAAAUAUUGAGGUAGAAGCUGCUGAUUCUGACACCGAGGCGGAAACUGAAGCUUCACAGAUUGCGUCAGCUAGUUAA